GAACAGGAAACAGAUGCUCCGCUUGCCGCCCGGAGACAGGUCAGCCAUAAAUGUUCCAUACAAAACGCCCACUUUGCAGCAUGAGCACCUGAUGAGCUAAGACACCAAAGUGACCGCAAACAUGCUGAACCGUGACGAGCGUGAGGUCCCUGAUGCUGACUUAACUUUACAUUACCACUUCAACCUGGAACAGAUCAGACCAGACUGAACGGUGCCACACAAAACCUGAAAUCAUGGGGCAGUGUUUGCAGAGACAUUCUCCUCCCAAGCUGUUCCCUGGAGACAUUGUGGAGUAUCCCCGGAACAAGUACUUCUCCCACUUUGCCAUCUACUAUGGCGAGCUGCAGGGAGUUCAGUAUGUGGCUCACCUGACAUCCCGAGAUUCUGACUCCAAGUUCCUGCUCUUUGGAAGGGCCCUCAAGUCAGAGGUCAAAUUGGAUCCGAUAGAACUGCUGGGAAAGAAAUACAAGGUCAACAACAUGCUGGAUGAUUGUGUCCCAGCCAGAGAUUUCCACAAUGUGGUGAAACAGGCCAUCGACAACAUGAUUGGACAGGAAGUGACUUUUGACAUCCUGUUCCACAAUAGCGAGCACCAAGCAACGUUAUUCCGAUACGGAGUCAAGAAGUCUGAGCAGAUUGAGAGAAUCUAUGAGCACAUAAUGCCUGCGUGGAAGAAGCUCUUUGAGAAGAGGCAGCUGUGAAAGAGCAUCAAUUGUAGUUGUUACUGUUUUUACCUUCGGACGCAUCAUUAGAAAAAUUAAUACAAAUAGAAAAACUAGUUAGAACAUUAAGGAAAACAUUUAUUUUUGUUUUAUUGUUUUCAGUUUUAUGUCGACGCAAUAACGUGUUGUCUGUUUUGUUUUUGUUCUAUCUAUCCUGAAGGAGUUUACAAAAGUUGAGCUAAGGAAAUCAAGGACAAGAUUUAUUACCUCCCCAAUUCUUCCCAAAAUUAAAAAAAUACCAUUUUAAAAUUAUCAAUGGAAUAUAUCCUUCAAAGGAUUUUUUUGAAACUUAAAUUUAACAUUGAGGUUGUUGGCUGUUAUAUGUGUGGAGCUGCAGGGGAUGUCAAUCAUCUGUUUGUGGAAUGUGAUACUGUACAUGUGUGUUUGUGUCUACAUGUGUGUGUGUGUGUCUACAUGUGUGUUUGUGUCUACAUGUGUGCGUGUGUGAUACUGUACAUGUGUGUGUGUGAUACUGUACAUGUGUGUUUGUGUCUACAUGUGUGUGUGUGUGUGUGUGACACUGUACAUGUGUGUGUGAUACUGUACAUGUCUGUGUGUGAUACUGUACAUGUGUGUUUGUGUCUACAUGUGUGUGUGUGUGUGAUACUGUACAUGUGUGUGUGAUACUGUACAUGUCUGUGUGUGUGAUACUGUACAUGUGUGUUUGUGUCUACAUGUCUGUGUGUGAUACUGUACAUGUGUGUUUGUGUCUACAUGUGUGUGUGUGAUACUGUACAUGUGUGUUUGUGUCUACAUGUCUGUGUGUGUGAUACUGUACAUGUGUGUUUGUGUCUACAUGUGUGUGUGUGAUACUGUACAUGUGUGUUUGUGUCUACAUGUGUGUGUGUGUGUGAUACUGUACAUGUGUGUGUGAUACUGUACAUGUGUGUUUGUGUCUACAUGUGUGUGUGUGUGAUACUGUACAUGUGUGUUUGUGUCUACAUGUGUGUGUGUGUGAGAUACUGUACAUGUGUGUGUGUGAUACUGUACAUGUGUGUGUGAUACUGUACAUGUGUGUGUGUGUGUGUGUGUCUACAUGUGUGUGUUUGAGUGUACAUGUGUGUGUGAUACUGUACAUGUGUGUGUGAUACUGUACAUGUCUGUGUGAGAGUGUGUUUUGGGAGGAGAUCUCGAGAUUGGCUGAGAAAGAAGGGUGUGGAGAUGUCUCCAUUCACUAUAGACAAAAUCAAAUUUGGUAUUUUUAUAAAGGAGUGUAACAUAGAAAUGUUUGUCAACAUUAUGCUCCAGGCAAAAAAUGUUCUACAUAAAUAUUGAUUUAUGAGAAAGUAAGGACUACAUUUUCCAAUUGGCUUAAUUGGUUAAAGUUAUGAAUCAAAUAUUUGAGAAUGUUCAGAGUACAAAAUA
Nerophis ophidion (straightnose pipefish) is the source of this 2087-nucleotide messenger RNA. It is a transcript of the gene plaat1l, whose product is annotated as phospholipase A and acyltransferase 1-like. The record is from RefSeq and is a predicted model, not a curated record. Gene Ontology annotation, biological process: N-acylphosphatidylethanolamine metabolic process. The transcript has 5 exons. Gene Ontology annotation, molecular function: glycerophospholipid phospholipase A1 activity; A2-type glycerophospholipase activity. Lineage: Eukaryota; Metazoa; Chordata; Actinopteri; Syngnathiformes; Syngnathidae. The coding region runs from base 234 to 701 and encodes 155 amino acids. Gene Ontology annotation, cellular component: cytoplasm.